Messenger RNA from Cyprinus carpio (common carp), 828 nucleotides. RefSeq lists its product as uncharacterized. Lineage: Eukaryota; Metazoa; Chordata; Actinopteri; Cypriniformes; Cyprinidae. The record is from RefSeq and is a predicted model, not a curated record. The transcript has 4 exons. Bases 1 to 828 code for a protein of 275 amino acids.
AUGGCGCUGCGGGUGCGCGGCCGCCAUUAUGGACUGAAAGCUGCUGAAAUCGUUAGCGCCAGUUUGCGCGCCACACAACCAAACUGUGAAGAAGAUGGGCAAGCGGUCAAAACGCAAGCAGUGUUCUGCAAUAAAUUGCAAAAAUUACCAGUCCACCAGAAGCGAUUUGGCAUUUCAUCGAUUUCCAAAGGAUGCACAAAGGUGUGCCAUGUUCCUCCUCCCUCCAAACAUCGGACCUACAGGGUGUGCAGUGCCCAUUUCCACAGCAGCCAGUUCAAAAGACCAUCUGAUGUCCAUGGUGGGCUGAAAUGGGAUGCUGUGCCCACAAAAAUAGAGGCCUCUAACCCACCUCCCCCACUAGAUGUCGAGAGGAAGCGUAAACCUCCGAAGACACGGCAGGAGUUGCCACGUAAAAAACGCAAGCAGAGUCAUGUUCCUCCUCCCUCCGAAGACCAGCACACCGGGGAAGCUGUAGUGGGGCCUUCAUCAUGGGCGCAGUGCACUGAGGAAGCUGUAGCGGGGCCUUCAACAAUGGAAGAGGGAGACAUUGAGGAUGUGUCAGUAGCACCUUCAUCCGUACAACGGCAUGUUCGUACAGCUGCUGUGAGGGAGCAUUCGCUCACAAUGAAGAUCAGGGAUCUGAAGAAUCAAGUGAGUAAGCUGCGAUCAAAAGUGAAACAGCUGCGACAAACAAAGGUCAGCAGGGCAGGUGAUAAGGAGCGGGUGAUGAAGGAACUGCAGCGUUUGCUUCCUGCUAAAGCUUUUGCGCACACAAUUACGCAUGUAACAAGGUUCGUCAGAAGGUUACAGGUGGAGCAGUUGGGAUAA